CACAGAGACGCAGGGAAGGCUGGUGUGUGGUGAAGGAAGUCAGAAGAAAAGGGCUGUGUGUGGGGUAGGUUUGUUAGAACAAACACCAAAGACCAACUUUGUAAGAGAGAGAAAGAACAUCUGCAAGUACAAUGCUGUUCCUGCAACUUGUGUUGUUAGUGGUUCUCCUCCCAGAUGGUGACAGUGAAGAUGCCUUCCAGGAGCUGGUAUCUUUCCGAAUUAUCCUGACCACAUCAUUUUACAACCAUUCCUGGACACAAAAUCAAGGUUCAGCAUGGCUGGAUGAGCUGCAGACUCAUGCCUGGGACAACAAGACCGGUGCUUUCAUCUACCUGCAGCCAUGGUCCCAGGGCAAGUUCAGCAAUCAGGAACUGAAAGAAAUGGAAAAAAUAUUCUACAGAUACUCCAUUAUAACUAUUUCAACAUGUCAUAACCAUAUCAGCGAUUGGUGGCUUGAAUAUCCCUUUCAGGUUCAGACAGUAAUGAGGUAUGAUUCUCACUUUGGAGAAGCAUCAGUAUGCCUCCUGAAGAUUGCUUAUCAAGGAACAGACCACUUGAGUUUCCAGAACACCUCAUGGUGGCCAUCUCCAAAAGGAGGAAGAAGGGCUCAACAGGUCUGUAGACUAUUCAAUCAGAACCAUGUUAGCAAUGAAAUAACAAAGAAGCUUCUCAGUGACACCUGCCCCCGGCUCCUGUUGGCUCUCCUGAAUGCAGGGAAGACAUAUCUCCAGCGACAAGUGAAGCCAGAAGCCUGGCUGUCCACUGGCCCCAGUCCCGGUCCUGGCCGUCUCCUGCUGGUGUGCCACGUUUCCGGCUUCUACCCAAAGCCUGUGUGGGUGAUGUGGAUGCGGGACAAGCAGGAGCAACAGGGCACCCAGCGAGGCGACAUCCUGCCCCAUGCUGAUGGGACGUGGUAUCUUCAGGUGUCCUUGGAUGUGAAACUCAAGGAGGCAGCUGGCCUGUCAUGUAGAGUGAGACACAGCAGUCUAGGGGGCCAGGACAUGGUCCUUUACUGGGAGCAUCCCCACUCCACGGGCUUGAUAUUCCUGGCCGUGAUAGUGCCCCUGGUGCUUCUGGCAGGUCUGGUGUUGUGGCUCUGGAAGUGCUGGAAAACACACUGGAGACCGCAGUGCACUGGCCUCCCUUUGGAGUGACCUCCCAGCAGCCCAGGAGCCAGAGCCUACCUAAAUCCAGCAUAGCAGUGC
Mustela lutreola (European mink) is the source of this 1205-nucleotide messenger RNA. RefSeq names its product T-cell surface glycoprotein CD1a-like. The record is from RefSeq and is a predicted model, not a curated record. Gene Ontology annotation, cellular component: external side of plasma membrane. Lineage: Eukaryota; Metazoa; Chordata; Mammalia; Carnivora; Mustelidae. Gene Ontology annotation, molecular function: lipopeptide binding; exogenous lipid antigen binding; endogenous lipid antigen binding. Bases 132 to 1154 code for a protein of 340 amino acids. Gene Ontology annotation, biological process: immune response; antigen processing and presentation, endogenous lipid antigen via MHC class Ib; positive regulation of T cell mediated cytotoxicity. The transcript has 6 exons.